AUGGCAAGACAAACAACCUUUGCUGCCACUACUCUCUUUACUAUCAUUCUCCUACUCCCCACCAUAUAUGGACAGCAGGAUUAUUCGUGUGACAAGGAGGUUGAAGAGAUAGAUAUAAGCCAGCAGUGCAAGGAUUUCAUAAUCCCAUCGACGAUCCUUGCAAUGCCAUUGCCCCGCAGAGAUCAUCAACUACGCAAUCUUGGAGAGUGUUGCCCUAAACUUAGGGAGUUUGAUGAGCCGAUUUGUGCGUGUGAUGCAUUGGAUAAAGUUAUCAAGGAAGCUGGUGGAGGAGAAGAUGCGGUGGUUAACGCACAUAACCUGCUCAUAUACUGCCGCUUGCCGCUGGGUUGCGACUUAAUUAGCGACCGUGUAGUAGCAAGCUAG
This is a messenger RNA of Tripterygium wilfordii, 384 nucleotides long. RefSeq lists its product as uncharacterized. Lineage: Eukaryota; Viridiplantae; Streptophyta; Magnoliopsida; Celastrales; Celastraceae. The coding region runs from base 1 to 384 and encodes 127 amino acids. The transcript has a single exon. The record is from RefSeq and is a predicted model, not a curated record.